UGCCAAUGAGUGCGGAAACAACGCAGGAGCGUCAUGCUGUCUAGUGUGUAAAAUACUGACCCUGUGUCUCUGAUUGAAGUGAAGGUUUUCCGAAUGUGUCCUUCGCAUUUGUCUCUGCACUUUACUUUUCAAAUUGCAUGAUCAUGUUUCCUGUACGGCAGCUUGGGCACAGAGCUCUUGUUUUAAACAGAGCAUAUCCUUUCCAGUGUUUUCCGUAUGGAAACAGCAGAUCUGACAAUUACAGUGAACAGGAUGACCAAAGUGGACCCGUGGGUAUUCCAGUUGAUCGCCUGAAAAUCCGCUACAGUCGCAGCAGUGGACCCGGUGGCCAACAUGUAAACAAAGUGAACUCCAAAGCAGAGGUUCGUUUCCAUGUGCAGACAGCUGACUGGAUCCCAGCAGAGGUGCGCUCUGAGCUGCUGCUAAGGUAUAAGACCCGUAUGAACAAGGCGGGGGAGCUGGUGGUCACCUCGGAGGUGAGUCGCAGUCAGCACCGGAACCUGGACGAAUGUCUUCAGAAGAUCCGCCACAUGAUCUCGGAGGCCAGCUACACACCUCCAGAGCCCUCAGAAGAGGACCUCGCUCUCAGGGCCCAACGGUUGGAGAAGAGAAAUCAGGAGCGCCUGAAACGGAAGAAACUUCUCUCUACGCUGAAGCAGUCACGGCGUGUGGAUUUUGACUAAAAUGAGGGAAUAUACAUCUCUUAAAAGAAGCCAGACUGCAGUCCUGUAAAUACUUCCAUUGAAGUUCAAUUUAUUUAUUUAUUUAUGAAAAUAAUGAAUAAAGCACCUCUUUUGUAAAAA
Clupea harengus (Atlantic herring) is the source of this 803-nucleotide messenger RNA. It is a transcript of the gene mrpl58, whose product is annotated as mitochondrial ribosomal protein L58. NCBI's taxonomy places the organism in Eukaryota, Metazoa, Chordata, Actinopteri, Clupeiformes, Clupeidae. The record is from RefSeq and is a predicted model, not a curated record. Gene Ontology annotation, biological process: mitochondrial translational termination. Gene Ontology annotation, cellular component: mitochondrial large ribosomal subunit. Gene Ontology annotation, molecular function: peptidyl-tRNA hydrolase activity; translation release factor activity, codon nonspecific.